Molecule: messenger RNA, 2933 nt
Organism: Austrofundulus limnaeus
Lineage: Eukaryota; Metazoa; Chordata; Actinopteri; Cyprinodontiformes; Rivulidae
Gene: ebf2
Product: EBF transcription factor 2
Biological process (GO): regulation of DNA-templated transcription
Molecular function (GO): DNA binding; DNA-binding transcription factor activity
Source: RefSeq, a predicted model, not a curated record
CAAGACUCCUGGUCCAGCCACCCAGGAUCCACAGUUCUGAUCCGAGCCAGGGAGACUUUCUCUGCUCAGGGAAGUUUUAGAGAAUAAAUCCAGGUCGAGCGUCGCUUUUUUGGAGCUGAAGACACCGAUGAGAUGAUCAGCUGGGACUGAGGACACGUGCGCCUGGACCAUGUUUGCAAUCUGCGGAGAAAUAGAUCCAAAAUUAUCGUUUGAAUUUUAAGAACCAGUCAACGUGGAUUCCCACCGAGACUCUUAUUUUCUAAUAAAACCUCACAGCAUCAGUUGUUUCUCCUUCAAAGCUCCGCUGAAGCUCCGGAGGAGCGCAGCUGAACUGGACCUUCUGCUGGAGACUCAAGUGAUUUAGGUUCUUCUUUUCUCAUCGCGAGGUUAUAUCUAAAGAAAAACAAAAACAAAGAGGGAAAACUUCGAACCACCACGACAGGACUUUAAAUGUUCGGGAUUCAGGAGCAGCUGAUUCGAGAAGUGAGUGGAAUAAAAGAGAGGAACCUUGGAGAGGAGAUGGAUCCGGUCCGGUCCUGGGUGCGUAAUGUUGGAGUGGUGGACGCGAACGUCGCAGCGCAAAGUGGAGUGGCUCUGUCCAGAGCUCACUUUGAGAAGCAGCCGCCCUCCAAUCUCCGCAAGUCCAACUUCUUCCACUUUGUCCUGGCGCUCUAUGACAGACAUGGCCAACCUGUGGAAGUGGAGAGGACGGCCUUUGUGGACUUUGUUGAGCAUGAAAAGGAACAGACAGGAGAAAAAACGAACAACGGCACACACUACAAGCUCCAGCUCCUCUACAGCAACGUCGCUGCUGCGAGAAGAAAAGUUGUGGCAAUCGAAACGAGACACCCUCUGAUCCAGUCAUCAUUGACAGGUUUUUCUUGAAGUUCUUUCUGAAAUGUAACCAGAAUUGUCUGAAGACGGCAGGAAACCCAAGGGAUAUGAGGAGAUUCCAGGUGGUCCUGUCCAGCACGGUGAGCGUAGACGGACAYGUCUUAGCCGUGUCCGACAACAUGUUUGUCCACAACAACUCCAAACAYGGCCGGAGAGCUCGCAGGCUGGAGCCAGGCGAGUCUGUGGAGAAUACCAUGGAAUACGCUACCCCGUGCAUCAAAGCCAUCAGUCCCAGUGAAGGUUGGACCACCGGUGGGGCCAUGGUCAUAGUCAUCGGGGAGAACUUUUUUGACGGGCUGCAGGUGGUGUUUGGAAGCAUGCUAGUCUGGAGUGAGCUGAUCACUCCCCACGCUAUCCGUGUGCAGACACCUCCUCGACACAUCCCCGGGGUCGUGGAGGUCACUCUGUCUUACAAAUCAAAGCAGUUCUGCAAGGGAGCRCCCGGACGCUUCAUCUACACAGCACUUAAUGAGCCGACUAUAGACUACGGUUUUCAGCGUCUUCAGAAGGUAAUUCCCCGACAUCCCGGUGACCCAGAGAAACUAGCCAAGGAGAUUCUCCUAAAAAGAGCAGCAGAUCUGGUGGAGGCUCUGUAUGGGAAUCCACACAGUAAUCAGGACAUGCUGCUAAAGCGUGCCGCUGACAUCGCUGAGGCCCUCUAUAGCGUCCCCCGCCCUCACAGUCAGCUGCAGGCGCUGCCCAGCUCACCGGCUCACGGCAGCGUCAUGGGUCUGGGCUCCUAUCCUUCRCAGUUAGGUGUUAGCAUCGGAGAGCCAGGACAGAGCAGCCAAGGUUACAUCCGUAACUCCAGCAGUUUGUCUCCAAGAGGCUACCCAUCAGCUUCCACYCCCCAGCAGUCGAGUUAUGGUGGCGCCGCUGGAAUGACCGGAGGCUACGGAACAGUUCCCAUGGCUAGUCUUGGAGUUCCUGGGUCUCCAGGUUUCAGCAGUGCCUCCCCCACAAGCUCACCCUACAUAAUGCCCUCCAGCCCCACCAUACCAGGAAGCUCCAGCUCUUCAUCGUCUCUCUUACCUUUCUCCUCUUUCCCUUCUGCUGCUAAACAGAAGAGUGCUUUUGCUCCCGUCCUCAGGCCCCAAGGCUCUCCUUCCCCUGCCUGCCCCGCCUCAGGGGGGAGCAGCUUCAGAGCAAUGACGAGCCUGGUUGUUCACCCGAUGUAGCAAAGCACCCACCCCAAUCUACCCCAGAACCACUGCUUCACUUAUAGUCUCCCCUCGUGUGGCACUGACGGGGCAGGGAGAAGGAAAAACUGACAACUAUAACUUUCCUCCCUGAUCACCCUCCGUCUUUUUCUUAGUCCCUUUUUUUUGCAUUCAGCUGGAUGAACAGUAUGAAAAUGUCCAAAGAGCAGAAGUCUACUCCUGAGGAAAACCCUUCAGCCACAACUGCAGACAAACUUCCUUUUGACAACAAACAGCCAACUUUCUUUAUGAUGAAGAUUCCACCAGGAAACGGAGAAACACUGCUUUCAAUUUCACCUCAAGAUUCCAAAGGAUCUGCAUUGACCUCUGACCCAUCAUCACAUGCAGAUUUCAGACAUUUUUGUCCGACACAAGAUGUGCUGUUGAAACAAACAUUGCAGCUCUCAGAAGCAGGGUGUGUGUUUUUCUCAGUGUGCGGACACCUAAAUGGCAUGUGUGUACACUGUGUGCUAGGAAGAGUUGUCAUUAUUUUUUGUAGUAGAAUUUUUGAAGGCAAUUUACAUUCCAGGUAAAAAAGGGACUGUUAUCAUUUUUAUUUAAUCGCUAUGGUUUUUUCAAGAAAGCUGAUUUUUUUUGUUUUUAUUUUGCUUCAUGGGUUAUUUCUAAAAGGAUUUCAUACACUGCUUUAUUUAAGAAUGAGCAAUUUAACUUAUUAUAGAUAGCUUAGAUAAAAAAAUAUAAACGUGUUUUUUAUAAAGUGGUCUUUUUUCCAACAGUUAAUGAAAUUAUUUAUCUCAGCAAUUGCCAGUUAGUUUGAUAAAUGAAACCUAGUAAUGGACUUUUUUGUGAAGAUUUUUUUAAAUAAAUGUCAUCACUACA